This is a messenger RNA of Rubroshorea leprosula, 1559 nucleotides long. The record is from the annotation of a GenBank genome assembly. NCBI's taxonomy places the organism in Eukaryota, Viridiplantae, Streptophyta, Magnoliopsida, Malvales, Dipterocarpaceae.
AGCUCUAAUUUUAGUUAUUUCAUGCUCCAUAUCGUUUUUGUUUACCGUACUUACAAUUUUAUUUUCCUUACCAUUUAGUUUGCAGGAUCAGCAAAUAUUGUCUAAAGAUCAUACAGAUAACAAAAAAUAACUGAAGGUUUGGCAAGCAAAUUCAGGAGUAAAUAGUUAUAAGAAAGAAAUGACAGAAGGCAUAGAGGUCCAUGAUGAAGAAAAAUAUGAAGGGAUGAGUAGUGAGGAAAUAUCUGCAGACUAUUCGCAGAAGUGUUCAUCCUUUGACUUGAAUGAAGAAGCAAACAGUAAUGACGAGGAUCAUGGCAUUUCCAAGGUCAACGAAGACGACGAGGAGAGAACGGAGGGGAGUUCCAGCAAUAACAAUAUUAGUGAGGGAAGAGGUGAGCGAAAGGCAGUCAGGCAGUAUGUAAGGUCAAAAUUGCCUCGUCUCCGGUGGACUCCUGACCUUCAUCUCUCUUUUGUUCAUGCUGUUGAAAGACUUGGUGGCCAAGAGAAAGCAACUCCAAAGUUAGUUCUUCAGUUAAUGAAUGUGAGGGGACUUAGUAUUGCACAUGUAAAGAGUCACUUGCAGAUGUAUAGAAGUAAGAAGCUUGAUGAGGCUGGACAAGUACUAGGCCAACAUUAUAGAUCGUUCCGAGGAAGAGAUGGUAUUCGAAGCAUAUUGCACCAAUUUUCCUCGAGCCCUCAUAGACACUUCAAAAUGGAGAGCGGUGGAAUUGUUCUAACAAGAGAAUCCCAAUAUCAAUCUCCCUUCUCCCACAGAUCAUUAGAUUUCAAAUCUGGUUAUGGCUUCUUCAACUCAACUAGCUCUCACAUUCAAGGGACUCAGCCAAACCAAAUUCAUCCAAUGGACACAGCAAUGCGAAUUGGCCCCAUGAGACCUCCCCGGUUUUUUGAGGAGAAGAAGUGGCCACCAUUGGAAAUGAUUAACAAUAGAUGGAGAUUCAACGGGAAUGUGACCAAGGAAACCUUUACAAUUCCAAGCUCAAAUGAAGCAAAUCUUGGAAACAACAAAAUGGUGAGGCAAUUCCUUUCCGAUACACACGACUCCUUGCACAAAUUUAGUAGCUUUAAGCAAGACUUUGAGACCCCCUUAUGGUUUGAGUUGAAGCAGGAUAGAGCGCAGAAGAGCAACGAAUGGUUACCUGACCUACAACUAAGACUGUGCCAAGGAGUUGGCGUUGAAGAUGAUGAGAAGACACAAUGUAAAGGUGCAAAGGAAAUCAUUAGUACUAAGCUCUCUCUUUCUUAGACCCAACUUACAAAACAAAAAAAAAAAAAAAAGAAAGAAAAAGGGGGAAUUUGUAAGAACUGCGACAUAUGCAUAUAUAGGUUGGCAACACACAUGGCCUAAUGAGGUUGAGUACUCUUAAGGAUCUGACUAUAUGUACUAAUGAACACAGUGGGAAGUGAGAUCUUUCUAGCACUUAAUUUGUCCUUGAGCAUUGAAGGUAUUACUUAACAACUCAGGAACUGCUCUUACAAUUAAUCUAGAGGAUGCUUUCCAUCCACCAACAUGUUAACAGUAUUAAAGGGGAAUUGGCUAA